AUGUCCAACAAUCGUGGCGCAGGAGGUGUAAAAUGCCAUAAAUGUCGCUAUAUCGUUCUAGAAGACAUGAACGAUACCUACAAAUCAAUUUGUUCAAAAUCAUGUGCUAGUUUCAGUAAUAAAAAUUUCAUAUACCUGCUUGAAGACAAAUUGCCAACAUGGGUAAAGCAAAAGGUUGAAGAGGAACAAUGGACUAAGGGAAAAUUGCAUUGUGGAAAAUGUGGAUCUAAAUUAGGAUCAUUUGACUUUAUCUCAGGAAGAAAAUGUGAUUGUGGCAACUCAGUUUUACCACCAGUUCAUUUAGUAACUAGUCAAGUAGAUAUCCCUUUUUCAUUACCUAAAAUGUUAAGAUAA
Melitaea cinxia (Glanville fritillary) is the source of this 354-nucleotide messenger RNA. RefSeq names its product E3 ubiquitin-protein ligase RNF180-like. Lineage: Eukaryota; Metazoa; Arthropoda; Insecta; Lepidoptera; Nymphalidae. The record is from RefSeq and is a predicted model, not a curated record. The coding region runs from base 1 to 354 and encodes 117 amino acids. The transcript has a single exon. Gene Ontology annotation, cellular component: endoplasmic reticulum membrane. Gene Ontology annotation, molecular function: ubiquitin protein ligase activity; ubiquitin conjugating enzyme binding. Gene Ontology annotation, biological process: positive regulation of proteasomal ubiquitin-dependent protein catabolic process; protein polyubiquitination; norepinephrine metabolic process.